UUCUAAGGUUCUGGUUAUUUUGAAAUUCACAGCACCAAGAAGUAUCAAAGGCUGCAACGAGGAACCGAAUAUUGGCUACACCAAAAGAAGCAAACAUCUCCUACCUAUUAUUUGCUAAUGAAAAGGAAAAGUACACUGAGAAGAAAAAGAGGUUGGGAGAAAUUAAGGGAAGUAUAUAUGUCUAUAUAUAUAAUAUAAUGGUUUGGGAAAGAAACUCAGGGAGGAGGGGGGGACCAAUUCUGAAAGUAAAAUAACUGCAAAAAAAGCCACAGGCUAUAUUGUAAUCAAUACUUAAACUUUACUUAAGGAAUUUUAGUUCAUGAUUUGUUUAUUAUCACUCUUAGCAAAUUGCGCGAACUUUGGUUUCUUCUACUGGCAUAAGUCACAACUCACAAGUAAUGUCCUCUGCACUUCAUCACAUCCAGUUUUUGUUUAAACUUGAACAAUUACAUAGUUCUUUACAAAAAACAAAAGUUAGAACUAAUAGAAAGAUUUCUGGUGUGCCGGUAUUCAAGCUGCAGGCCUUAAAGAGAAGGGAAGACGGUCCUUUAAAGGGAUUAAUAAGAAGGUGCAUCUCAGCUUAUGAUAAACACCAGUUUCGAAGUUGUGAACUUGCAGAAAAUCAUGGUAAUAAGUCAGUAAAGGGUGAUGAGGCAGAGAAGAAAGAGCUUGUAAAUAUAGUACAAAACUCUCAGUUACAGGACAUCAGUGGCGAUGACAGUAAUGGAAAUAGCAGCAGGGGCAAUGGCAACAACAAUGGAAAUGGAGGAAAACACGGGGGUGAUGAAGGCCAAGAAUGCAAUGAUCAAGAUAAGUUUCCAGGAGUCGAGUGGUGGUUGUGGUGGAAGUGGCAACAAGCCUGCAGUAAAACAGGAUAUGACAGUACUCGAUCCAACAUGUGGGCGGUGGAUGCAGCAAUCCAAGCAGUAGCCAAUGAGGUGUUGGAACCAGCAGUUCAAGCUAUAGUACUGAAACCAAUCAAGCAGCAUGUCAAUAUAGAUAGGUUUGUUUUGGUACUAGUGUUUGUAGCCUUGUUGAUUUCAACCAUACAAAUGGUUGCAGGACUUGCAGUAGUGUCUACAACGAUUUCAUUUGCAGGUCUAGCAGUAAUUGCCUUGGCAAUUACAUGGCGGCCUUGGAAAAAGGAGGGGUAGACUAAGCUAGUAUUUCUUAUCACAGGUAACUUUGUUGAAUAUACCAUCAAGAAAUUGGUGUAAAGUAGAACCUUCAUAUCCAAUGCGAAUUAUAAAUCAGACAUUUUGCCUUCUCUAUUCGUGAUGACGUCUCAAUCCGUAAAC
Chenopodium quinoa (quinoa) is the source of this 1298-nucleotide messenger RNA. RefSeq lists its product as uncharacterized. The record is from RefSeq and is a predicted model, not a curated record. The transcript has 2 exons. The coding region runs from base 399 to 1154 and encodes 251 amino acids. Lineage: Eukaryota; Viridiplantae; Streptophyta; Magnoliopsida; Caryophyllales; Amaranthaceae.